GCUCAUACAAACCGAGUUCGUGUCAGUUAAGCCGCAUUUGCACCAUGCACGUUGAGAACAAUAUUCAAUCUGAAACUUUAGGUCACAUUUCACGACAAAUCAGAGAAACACUCUCCAGUACGUGGUUCGGCAAUUAGUUUUUGACUAAAAUCAUUGAUUAACGUAUUCUACCUGAAGGGUCUAAAUGCGGCUUGAUGCUCACACAAACCGUGUUCGGGUCAGUUCUACACACGUCCUCUUCAGUCCGUUCAGACAUCGUGUUCGAAAUCUGUGCGUUGGUUGAUGUUACGGUAAAAACGAGUCGAAGCAUCACCUUCCAAGUCGUACUGACGGGAUCUACGCUGAUACAAGUGAUAUCAGUGAGUGCGCGCAUUGAGUACUGUCGAUAUGAGGCUGAUAGUGCUUCAGUUCAUUUUACUGCUUGCUACAGCGGCGGUGGCAUAUCCGGCAAGGAAUAGCAAGGGGGAUGCGACGAAGGUCUUGUAUGACCAGAGACAAGAAGGCGCAUGGAAUGUUCGAGCCGACCUGGACAACUUUGUGAUCCUCUUGAUCCCAACCCCAAUGUUAGCAGCAACGACAUCCCCUUCAUCAGGCAGCACAUCCCAACCCUCAUCAGCCAGUUUAUUGGACCUUCUGACGAAGUCCCUUCCUAAGGGUGCCAGACUGAAGAGAGUGAAGCACGUGAAGAAGCAUCAUCAGGAAAGCGAGUCGAAUGAAUCACAGGUUGAUUCAAAUGAGCCAGUGGAAUCGAAUGAGCCAACGGCUACGUUGGAAACUCAACAUUUCAUAGAGUCGAAGACUGCGCCAUACCAUGUGGAUAUCUCCAAGACCAAAACACACCUGGACGUUGUGGAUUCGUCCACUGAAGGAUUGGCGAAAAUUUGGAAGAAUGGCCCGCUGAAACAAAAAAGAAACGCCCGAGCCUUCCUGCUAACAGUUCCCGACGAAAAAAUCAUUGUCACUCUCGAACAAGAUACAAUUGGAGAUGAAAAGAAAGACGUGAAGAAUAACGUACGGAAGGAAGAAAAUACGUUGAAACUUUUAGGUGCUGAAUAUGAACAGUGUGGUCCUGGACUGUAUCGAGACAAUAAAGGAAUUUGUAGAAUGUAUAAGAACGUUUGAAUCAUGUUUCUGAUACUGCGAGAUAUUUAUUUGCUUUUAUAAUUUAUUUUUUUAUUAAAUAGAAAUUAUGCCUG
Acanthoscelides obtectus is the source of this 1196-nucleotide messenger RNA. Lineage: Eukaryota; Metazoa; Arthropoda; Insecta; Coleoptera; Chrysomelidae. The record is from the annotation of a GenBank genome assembly.